Lethenteron reissneri (Far Eastern brook lamprey) is the source of this 7552-nucleotide messenger RNA. RefSeq names its product glycine receptor subunit alphaZ1-like. Gene Ontology annotation, biological process: monoatomic ion transmembrane transport. Gene Ontology annotation, cellular component: membrane. Lineage: Eukaryota; Metazoa; Chordata; Hyperoartia; Petromyzontiformes; Petromyzontidae. The record is from RefSeq and is a predicted model, not a curated record. Gene Ontology annotation, molecular function: transmembrane signaling receptor activity; extracellular ligand-gated monoatomic ion channel activity.
CGCUGCACGCUGCGUCUCGGAGCCACGAGGUGUCCUACGGUCCGCCGGGCUUCUGUAAUCCGUCAAACGAGCGAAGGUGCUUCGCUUCUUAAGCGGCGCUGCAGAGCGAGCGAGGAGUGACACCAUGGGUCGCCGUGCUUUGCUGGAUCCUGUCUCGGCGAAGCUGCUGCUGCUAAUGCUUCUGCCUCUAAGCUGUGGACAGCAGAAUGAUGCCACCACCACCCCCAUUGUCGUCGACGGGCCAAGGUACUCGAGUGUCCGCUGCAUUGAUGAGUUGCUGGAUUGCCAGGCGGUGAAAGGCAUAGAAGAUAUCUUGGAGGACUUCACGCAUUACAACAAGAUGGAACGGCCCACCAACCAAGGUGAGCCCACCGUCGUGAACAUCAGCAUGACUGUCAAGAACAUCGCCUCUAUCGAUGUCACAAAUAUGGACUACAAAAUGACCAUCUUCCUGGUGCGCCAAUGGCGCGACAGCCGCCUCAAACUCCGCAAGGAGGCGCAGCUACGAGAAGAUCACAUUGACAUGCCCGACGAAGCGGUGAGCCUCCUGUGGAGGCCCAGCGUCUUCUUCGACAACGAGAAGGACUCGGUGGUGCACUCCGUGACGGCGCCCAACAGCAUGCUGAAGAUCUACAACGACAGCAGAGUCCUGUUCUCCAUGAGAAUCACGCUAACCCUCAGCUGUCCCAUGAACAUCGAAAAGUUCCCUUGGGAUAUCCAAACCUGCCCCUUGACCAUCACCAGUGCCAGCUACACGGCAAACGAAAUGCUUCUGCAAUGGGACAACAAAGAGAGAAGCAUCAUCCACAAGGACAUCACGAACCUCCAGUUUGAAUUAGAAAAUAUCAUAUUGUCCGACAACUGUACCAACUCUGAAAUCAUGGGAAACUUUUCGUGCCUGCACGCCGGUUUCAAGCUGCGUCGGACAAUAUCUUCCUCCGACAAGCAAAUGCUCACGUCGAGUUUCCUCAUCUCCUUUCUGUCCUGCUUUACAUUCCUGAUCCCCAUCGAGAACGCGGGGGCCCGCGUCUCCAUCGGCGUUGCCACCACCAUCUCGAUGGUCACGCAGUGUGCCAGCACUCACGCCAACAUGCCCAAGGUUCCGUACAUGACAUCCAUGGAUUGUUGGUUCAACAUUUCCUUGCUGUUCAUCAUCAUCAUCUUUAUAGUUAGCAUUAUGCAGAUUUGUUUAUGCGGUAGCAAGAAGGACAACUUCACACAAAGAGUAGGGACACCAGCAACUACUUCAACGCAGUCACGACAGACACAAGAUGGACAAGGGACUUCCUCUCAAUCGGCCUCAGCAGCCACUUCAGACUCUGGUGAUGACAUAUCAACUUCCUCGGGCGUUGCCCAACCGGAACAACGCGAGCCAGCAGACACUCCGGGCUCUGGUGAAAACAACGAGCAAGUUCCCUUGAUCCCAAGGCAACGUCAAUCGGGACAAGGGACUUCCUCUCAAAUGGCCUCAGCAACCACUUUGGACCUCCGUGAGGACAGACCGACUUCACCGGGCCGUGCCUCACUGGGACAACGGACUUCCUCUCAAUCGGCCUCAGCAGCCACUUUGGACUCUGGUGAGGACAGACCAACUUCCACGGGCCGUGCCUCACCGGAUUCCAAUGCGGGCAAACAAUCACCAAUCGUCAAGAUGAAGAAAUGCAUCUUAAUUUUAUGCAACGAACAUGAAAUGCGUAUUGGUGUUGUCUGUUUUGGCAUAUCUCUAGGAUUCAUAGUUGCCCUUUUUGUAGUGCACAUGCGCUAUCAUAAAUGUCUGGAUAUAUCUUUAAUAUAGAUUGACCCAAAUCAUUCCGUGUUUCAUCGAAUCACUGGCCCAAUUAGUGAUUAUUCAAUCACUUGUCUAGUGAGCGAUUAUCAAUCACUUGACCAAUUAGAGGUCUUCCAAUGACGUGUCUAAUUAGUGAUUAUCAAUCACUUGACCAAUUACAGAUUUCCCAAUCAUGUGUCUAAUUAGUGAUUAUCAAUCACUUGUCCAAUUAGCGAUUAUCGAAUCACUGGUCUAGUUAGCGAUCGUCUAUCGUCGAGUUAGCGAUUAUCCAAUAACUUUAUCGGGACCUCCUUUGCCAGUACCAAAAUAUAAGAAUAGCUUUUUCCCCUUUUUUCUGGCAACAAAACUGAAACCUUUUUACGAGGAAUGAUGCCUGCAUUAACCACAAUACUUGUGGUCGGAAUGCAAACAAAAACAUACUCUGAUAAAAUAUGCAUUGUCCAAGAAAAUGAUUGGUCCACACCAGAGACAGCUUUCUUUUGAGCUGGUCGAACAUCAUUUGAGACGAGAAGAAUCAACAAACUUGUUCCAAAUUCACAAUCAUCGAAUCACUUGUCCAGUUAGCGAAUAUCCAAUAACUCACUUACAAUUAGCGAUUAUCAAUCACUUGUCAAAUUAGCGAUCAUCAAUCACUUGUUCCAUUAGCGACUGAUCGUGAAAAUCUUCUACCGUGGGAUAUGUAAAUUGUUACGUUUAACGUGCGGCACAGGGAGGCUGAUGGAUGGCCGUCAGAAUGGAGGCAAAGAAGGAGACGUUCUAAACGGUACAGGACAACAAUUGGCAAACGAGAAAGCACAAGGUGGUAAAAGAAAGGCAGUGCACAAGACUUGACAGUGCACAAAGGAAAAUCGCAAAAUACACAAAGACAUACAGGCCGAGAUGUGACCAAAUGGUGAACAUGGAAUGGACGUGCAAGUCCUCUAUUUAUGUUGGGAAUGCAUCCCUGGAAAACGUGACUUUAGGCCGAAACAACGUAAAUAAGAACAAAUGUUCUUGUUGACUUAACGAUGUACAUUUGGAUUCAUCCCUGUGGGCGGUGGUGUGGGGGUCAUUUUUCCGGUCAAAAUUUGCAGACGAAAAUAUUAAUUUUGUUUACUUUACCAGGUUAAGGCCUCACUGAGCUGCUAUGUAGUGGCUCACCUCCGUGCGCCGACCUCCACGUGGUGGCUGCUCUGCGAUAUUACAUUAACAUGCUAAUCUCUCACAUUGACAUAGCCACCUCCACGCGCUCGCUGUGGAGGCCGCUCUCCGAUCUUACAUUGACAUGCUAAUCUCUCACAUUAACAUCACUAGCCCCACCCACUUCGCUUAUGACCCUUGGGCUACACCCAUUUUAAACCUUUAAAAAACAGCCUGCCUUCAGCAGCUUCCCCCUCUUUUUUCCUCCUGAUCAUGAUCGAUUGGGUUGUGAUCGAAACGUCGUAGUUUUUUGGUUAGUUUAAUUUCAUUUUUUAUUAAUUUGAACCUAACUACAUGACUUUAGCGAAAAACCGAAAGAAUAUGUAGUAGCUCCUAGCUAUCACAAAUGAUAGCAGCUCAACAAAGGGGAUGAUAUCAUCAUCAUCAUCAUCGUCACAUGUAAAUAUAUAGCAGCAGCCAAAUAGUCUAAACGUGUGUUUCUAAAUGUGGAAGGGAAAUCUCAGAGGACACAAAGAGAGACACUGCAAACUCCAAAUAUACAGCAGCAGGCAUCGUCAGGGUCGGUAUCGAACCCAUGACCCCCUGCAUACCAGACGAGGUAGUUAACAUCUCCUAGUCACCGAGAUGUUGAUGAAAGAAAGAGACGCAGACUCCAUAUGUAUAGCAGCAGGCAUCGUCAGGGUCGGGGUCGAACCCAUGACCUCCUGCAUACCAGAUGAGGGAGUUAACAUCUCCUAGCCAACGUGAUGAUGCGAGAGAGACGCAGAUUCCAAAUAUACAGCAGCAGGCGUCGUCAGGGUCAGGAUCGAACCCACAAUCUCCUGUGUACCAGGCGAGGUAGUUAACAUCUCCUAGCCACCGUGGCGCCCCUGUGGUUCUUGCCUGGAAUUAAAAAAUAUAUAUUGAAAGUAGCAGCAACAAAAGAUGACUAAAGAUAACCAAAAAAGAUGUUAGGUUACAAGUUUAAAUACAUAACGUGAGUUAACCGAAUUGUAUGCUUACCAGAGAUGGUGGUAUUUAGAGAGGGUAGCAAGGGCGGUAUCCAGUAUGGCGAUGUUGUGAGGAGCAGUCUGUUCUUGUGCAACGUGGUAGUUUGCAUUCCUCAAGAACACCGCGUUAUGGAAAAAAAUCGCAUCCUAAUAAUUAAUUAUAUCGGUAUUGAGUGUGCACAGAUUAUCGCCCAAGCGACCAGCUGGAUAAUUAUCUUGAUGGUCGAGCCAGUGAAUGAUAUAUCACUGUGUAGCAAAAAUAAAUUGUUCCUGGAUAGUGUUUUUUCCUAAUUGUUUAUGCCUCAAAAGUACAGAAAAUGGCUAUUAUUCCCCACAAACUUUGCUUUUGUGACCAGGACAGUUAUAUUCUUGAAAUUUACCUAUUUUCAAUGAGAAAAACGCGUGCAUUUGUGUCAUUUGCUUUGGGUCUUUCGGUAAAGGCACGUAGAUAGGUUCAAAGAAAACAACAAAAAACGACGUUUCGAUCGCAACACAAGCGGUUGUCAUCAUGAAAAGAGGGGUUAGCGUCUAAAGACAACUGUUUAUAAAGGUUUGAAAUGGGCGUAGCUGAAAUAGCAGCAGCCAUUGUUAGUGUAAGUGGUGGGCAGCGACUAAGUGGGUGGUUGGUUUUCCACCAAUCAAAGUCUGCCAGGUAAAAAUUUGCAUGUCAAUGCAAGAUCGCCGAGCAUUCUCCACAGCGAGCGCGCCGAAGUGGCUAUGUUACUGUGAGAGAUUAGCAUGAUGUUAAUGUGAGAGAUUAGCAUGAUGUUAAUGUGAGAGAUUAGCAUGAUGUUAAUGUGAGAAAUUAGCGUGAUGUUAAUGUGAAAGAUUAGCACGAUGUUAAUGUGAGAAAUUAGCAUGUAAUUGUAAGAAAGGAGAGUGGCCUCCUCUACGAGUGCACGGAAGUGGCUAUGUUAAUGUGAGAGAUUAGCGUGAUGUUAAUGUGAGAGAUUAGCAUGAUGUUAAUGUGAGAAAUUAGAGUGCACGGAAGUGGCUAUGUUAAUGUGAGAGAUUAGCGCGAUGUUAAUGUUAUAAAUUAGCAUGUAACUGUAAGAUAGGAGAGCAGCCUCCUCUACGAGCGCACUGAGGUGGCUAUGUUAAUGUGAGAGAUUAGCAUGUCAAUGCAAAAUCGGUGAGCGGCCUCCAUGGCGAGCGCGCCGAGGUGGCUAUGUUACUGUGAGAGAUUAGCAUGUCAAUGCAAAAUCGGUGAGCGGCCUCCACGACGAGCGCACUGAGGUGGCUAUGUUACUGUGAGAGAUUAGCAUGUCAAAAGCAGAUCGGUGUGCGCACUGAGGUGACUAUGUUAAUGUGAGAGAUUAGCGCGAUGUUAAUGUUAUAAAUUAGCAUGUAACUGUAAGAUAGUAGGAGAGCGGCCUCCUCUACGAGUGCACGGAGGUGGCUAUGUUAAUGUGAGAGAUUAGCAUGAUAUUAAUGUGAGAAAUUAGAGUGCACGGAAGUGGCUAUGUUAAUGUGAGAGAUUAGCAUGAUGAUAAUGUGAAAAAUUAGAGUGCACAGAAGUGGCUAUGUUAAUGUGAGAAAUUAGCGCGAUGUUAAUGUUAUAAAUUAGCAUGUAACUGUAAGAUAGGAGGAGAGCGGCCUCCUCUACGAGUGCACGGAGGUGGCUAUGUUAAUGUGAGAAAUGUCAUCUGUUAAUGUAGAAAAUCAGAAAGCCGAAAAUAACAACUAAUAUCGGAAGGUGGUAGGAUGGGAACAUCACAGCCAGUUAUGACUUAAACUGGUUGAUAACGUCCUUCCAAUGAUUGCUCAGUUUGUACCCAUCUUCUCGGUUGAAAUUGUGUCUGUGUCUAUAUAUAUGGAUGGCUUCAUGAACGAAUCUUUGUUGAUAGCCAGUGGGGUUGCAAAGUAUCUUCGUCUUAGAGAAAUCAAUUUUGUGUGAGUCCACCGCAUUAAAACAAUGAUCAGCCACGGUCGAGGUAUUGGUCCUACCGCAUUUCAGAUCUGCCUCGUGUUCACAAACACGGGCCGAGACAUGUCGCUUAGUUUUGUAUGAGGAAGGCGUGCAGGCUGCUGCACAGCAGCAAACCAUCCGGGAGGGAGCCCACGUUGGGUGCUCGCAGCCAUGAGCAAGUGCCCUUGCAUGUGCAAAGACUGUGUCAGCAAGUCUCGACGUGAAGACAGAUGCAAAGAGAAGGCUCCAGCAAGUCUGGACGAUCUUGGUUGGGGAAACUCCCCAGAGUGUCCAAAAGAGACUGCGGAGGAAAUUCCCCCAGAGAAUCCGCGAGGAUAAAAGCAGGGCAAGAAGGGAUGUUCGGGGCUGUCGAGAAGGACUCGGGCCGUCGUCGCUGUCUUCACGUUGUCGCUGUCUGCUCCGACAUCCGAUCUUCAGGUCGGCAUUAUCUCAUGACAAUGUGGUCCUCAGCUCUGUUGCGUGCAAUAAAAUAAACCUCUACAGCUCUGCUGGACGAGCUGCAAGCGCUCUGGGCCAGCGCCGCUAUGGAGCAAUCCGACUGAUGAUCGAGCCUGGAGGGUGGGCAGCUCUGAGUGGACAGCGAGCCGCGUUGCUCACAGCAGACCGAGCCUACUGAUCAACGCAUCCCUGGUGGGACUUUGAGGGUAAUUUUGGGGGCUGGUAGAAGACAGAAGGCGGACACGGACUCACCAACAGAUGCACCCGUCACGUGACCAUGCAGCUCACGGGUGGGGACGCCACCUCGUGCGAGGUUCGCACGGGAACCAACUCAGAUCACUCUACACAUCGUGACUAGUGGACCGUGCAUCACGAUUGCCACCCUGAUAAUCAAAACCAAGGUGGCGGGAUGAAUAUUUUAGUUGAGAUAGUCGCCGUUUGCUUUUCUUUUAAUCGCAUAAUCUUGCUCAUGCUAUCGUUGAUGUCAUUCCAACCAUAUGAUAAUAAUUCAUUUUAUGAACCCAUAUGCCUGAAUAGAUACUAUGAUUUUUAGAUGGUAGCAGUUUCUUUUCAUUUAAUCGCAAACUCUUGCUAACUCGAUCGUUGAUGUUAUUCUAAACAUUUGAUAAGCAUUCAUUUAUGAACCAAUAUGCCUGCAUUGACACUAUGAUUUUUAGAUAGUAGCUGUUUGUUUUCAUUUUAAUCGCAUACUCUUGCAAAUCUGACCGUUGAUGCCUUCUAAACAUCUGAUAAGGAUACAUUAUAUUGUAACACGAAUUCUGACAUUGAUACUGCUAUUGUGGGUUAGCCUAUACGUAGUCUUUGAUCACGUGAUUGUGAGAUCGGAUUGUUGGUGCUUCUGAACAUUCGAUAGGCAUAUUUUAUGGCCAUGCAUUCCGUAUGAAUAUUGCUAUUUUAGGGUCUGCCUAUUGCUUUAUUUUUUUAUCACGUGAUCGUAAACAUUAGCCAAUACUUUUUUUUUUGAAUAUCAUACAGAUUCAUGAGUACGUAUAUUUGCAUGGGUACUGUCGUUGCUAUUAAUUCCUGUUGAUAGGAGUUCUAGAAUCUAGAGUAAGUUGAUAUUAAAGCUGCUUAGAUUAAAAACACAGGUUUCCGAGUGCUUCUUUCCGAAAUGCGUGCAUCACUGUCGUAAUAGCGAACUGUAUCCUGCGUUGAGAUCUGAAUCCCGAGACCUGACAUAAUUACACACGUAAUUGGUACAGCGAGAACCAUUGACAUUAUCACGAUUUCUUUCGAUUUAAAGCU